This is a messenger RNA of Asparagus officinalis (garden asparagus), 1451 nucleotides long. Its product is annotated as probable purple acid phosphatase 20. Gene Ontology annotation, molecular function: acid phosphatase activity; metal ion binding. The record is from RefSeq and is a predicted model, not a curated record. Lineage: Eukaryota; Viridiplantae; Streptophyta; Magnoliopsida; Asparagales; Asparagaceae. The coding region runs from base 32 to 1324 and encodes 430 amino acids. The transcript has 4 exons.
UCUCAACAUUUUGUAAUAAGGUCAAUAAUUAAUGGGUCUUAAUUUUAAUCCCCUUUUGAUAUUGAUGGGGGUUUUGUUGUGUUUUUCAAUUGACGGGUCUCGUUGUUAUCAACGUCCAAAGGCGAGGGAGACUCUCUCCGUUCCUCUUGAUGAUGAUGCUGAUGAACUCACUCCUCAACAGGUGCAUAUAUCUCAAGUUGGGCCUGAUAAAAUGAGAGUAACUUGGAUCACAGACGCCGACGCUCCAUCAACAGUGGAGUACGGCACUUCAUCAGGCCAAUACCCCUUCUCUGCCUCCGGUUCAGCCUCCAAGUACUCCUAUAUGCUUUACGAAUCGGGCCUAAUCCACGACGUCGUUGUAGGCCCCCUAACGCCAAGCACUGUCUAUUAUUAUCGUUGUAGUUCUAAUCCAGCACGCGAGUUCUCUUUCAAGACUCCUCCGUCAAAACUUCCCAUCAAUUUUGCAGUAACCGGAGAUCUUGGUCAGACUGGAUGGACGAAUUCAACCCUCACUCACCUCUCAACCUCCAACUACGAUGUCCUCCUCCUCCCUGGUGACCUCUCCUACGCCGACUUCUACCAACCUGAAUGGGACUCCUUUGGCCGAUUGGUCGAACCCCUUGCCAGCAGUCGACCCUGGAUGGUAACUCAAGGCAACCACGAGAUUGAAAAAAUACCAAUAAUUGAAAAACCCUUCAAAGCCUACAAUGCAAGAUGGCACAUGCCUUACGAAGUUAGCGGGUCUAACUCGAAUUUGUACUACUCAUUUGAUGUAGCUAGUGGUUCAAUCCAUGUGAUCAUGUUGGGCUCGUAUGAGGACUUUGACUCAGGUUCAGAUCAGUACAAGUGGCUAGUUGAGGAUUUGGCUAAGGUUGACCGGAGAAAGGUUCAGUGGUUGAUUGCACUGAUCCAUGCACCAUGGUAUAAUUCUAAUGAAGCACAUCAAGGGGAGGGGGAGGAUAUGAGGAAAGCUAUGGAGGAUUUGCUUGUUCGUGCUCGUGUUGAUGUCGUCUUUGCUGGUCAUGUUCAUGCAUACGAGCGCUUUGCAAGGGUAAACAACAACAACGCAGACGACUGUGGAGCAGUGCACAUAACCAUCGGCGAUGGAGGCAACAAAGAAGGAUUAGCGACGGAUUACAUGAAUCCCUCGCCCGAAAUCUCUCUGUUUAGGGAGGCGAGCUUCGGUCAUGGCCAGCUCGAGGUUGUGAACGGGACUCAUGCACUUUGGACUUGGCAUCGGAACGAUGAUGAUGAACCGGUCGUCGCUGAUCAAGUCUGGUUAACUAGCCUCUCAUCUAAUCCCGCUUGUAAUAGACAGAACUAGGCGGACUAUUUACUUAUUUCUUAAUUUUUUAUUAGUAGAAAGAUUAUUGAAUUUACAUUGGAUAGUUAUCUUAUUGUGGAAUUUGUACUCGGCUAUAAUUGAAAUGCAAAGUUUGAAGCAAGGAUUU